AUGGACAUUUCGGAAUUCGAAAAAAAUUCCUUGGCAAAUAUUAUCUUUCGUUCGUCGUACGUCGCGGAUGAUGAGAAGAAAAACUCGAACCGAUCAUUCGUUCUUGGAAUCGAUGAAGCUGGUCGCGGUCCUGUUCUUGGUCCAAUGGUUUACUCGGCAUUCUUCUGUGAUGAAGACCAUUUAUCUGUUCUUAAUGAUCUCGGCUGUGCAGAUUCAAAACAAUUAACCGAAGAACGCCGUUCAGCAAUCUUUGCCGAGUAUGAUAACCAUAAAACGUAUCUUGGUUUUAUACUCAAAGUACUCUCACCACAUAUGAUUUCCACUUGCAUGUUACGAAGAGAAAAAUAUAAUUUAAACGAUAUGUCACAUGAUGCAGCUAUGGAACUCAUCCAAUUAGUUCUCGAUCAAAGUAUCAAUGUGAAACAAGUCUUUGUUGACACGGUCGGCGAUCCGGAUAAAUACGCAAAUAAAAUUCGUGCUCGUUUUCCAAAACUGAAAGUGACUGUUUCCAAAAAGGCUGAUUCGCUAUAUCCAGUCGUUUCAGCGUCGAGUAUCUGUGCUAAAGUAGUUCGCGAUCAAAUCGUUCAAACAUGGAAGAUUAAGGAAUUCGAUGAAGAAAAACAAGCAAUGCAAUUUGGAUCGGGUUAUCCUGGUGAUCCUCAAACGAAACGGUUUUUAACCGAAGCUCUCGAUGAAAUCUUCGGUUUUCCUAAAUUCGUUCGUUUCAGUUGGUCAACUGCAUCGACUAUCAUCGAAAACAGAUGUGUUAAAGUGACUUGGGACGAUGACGAAGACGAAAAUGUCAAUACAAGCACAGCAAAAAAACGCAAAUCAGAAGUUGUCGAAAACACUACAACAACGGCGACAACCAAAACACUCUUCAGUUAUUUUGCUCAAAAAUCGACGAAGAAGAACGAGACCACUACGCGUCGUACGUCGGGUAGUCAUUAUUUUCGAUCAGCGUGUCUCAAGCCAGCUGUUUUUCCUAUGUAA
Molecule: messenger RNA, 993 nt
Organism: Adineta ricciae
Lineage: Eukaryota; Metazoa; Rotifera; Eurotatoria; Adinetida; Adinetidae
Source: the annotation of a GenBank genome assembly